AUGGCGGCUGUCCUGGACCUGGUCUCCGCCGGCGGCGACAAGCACACGAUGACUGCGGGCGUCUCGGGCAGCGGGCGCAAUGGCUACGGGAGCGCCGUCAGCACCGUCAACAGCAUGGUCUCGGAGGCUUCCGCGGUGGCUGUGGACGUGUUGGACGUGAUCGGGGGCGUCUCCGCUGGCAUGGUCACGAACGCGACGGUGGCAUUCGGCUCGAGCAGCGAGCGCAACGACAGCAGUAGUCCGCACGGAGGUAGCCGUCGAUGUGGGCAGGGGCUUGCCGGCAUGGGUAUUCGUGCUGGCGCGAAGGAGCACCGUAUUCAGACAGCUUUGGGUUUCGUUAGAAUGAUCAAUUCACACUAG
Messenger RNA from Phytophthora sojae, 360 nucleotides. RefSeq lists its product as hypothetical. The coding region runs from base 1 to 360 and encodes 119 amino acids. The transcript has 2 exons. Lineage: Eukaryota; Oomycota; Peronosporomycetes; Peronosporales; Peronosporaceae. The record is from RefSeq and is a predicted model, not a curated record.